Molecule: messenger RNA, 1514 nt
Organism: Trametes versicolor FP-101664 SS1
Lineage: Eukaryota; Fungi; Basidiomycota; Agaricomycetes; Polyporales; Polyporaceae
Product: fructose-1,6-bisphosphatase
Exons: 7
Coding region: 327-1355 (342 amino acids)
Biological process (GO): fructose 6-phosphate metabolic process; fructose metabolic process; fructose 1,6-bisphosphate metabolic process
Cellular component (GO): cytoplasm; cytosol
Molecular function (GO): fructose 1,6-bisphosphate 1-phosphatase activity
Source: RefSeq, a predicted model, not a curated record
CUGGGAUGAAGCGGAAACGCUGAGCGGCGGCGUGAGUUCGGCGGUGGUGGCGUGCGCUCUGCUGGCUGGUACUGUACACCUACAUAAUCUACGCCGUGUCGGAAAUGCGAUCCGUCUGGGAUGGGGGCCGCCGCCGGAGCUCAGGACAUGUGAAGUGGGGGAGUUACCCGAAUAGGCAGGGGAGAUGAGGCAGGACGCGGAGAGGGGCCACCCGCGUUCCCGACUCUCAUCUCUCUCUCCGUCCGCCCCUCCGCACGCUAUAAACUCUCUCAGCACCGUCUGAACCUCCCUCCACACCACACACGUACACCCCGCAACACGCAGCCAUGUCUGGAGAGGAACAGCCCAACACCGAUAUCAUCACGCUUACCCGCCAUGUCCUGAGCGACCAGUUCAGCAUCGGCCCCGCCGCGACGGGUGAUCUCACACUCCUGCUCACUGCCAUCCAGACGACGUCCAAGUUCAUCGCGACCAAUGUCCGGAAAGCGCGGCUAAUCAACCUCGUCGGCCUCGCGGGCGAGACGAACGUGCAGGGUGAGGAGCAGAAGAAGCUCGACGUGCUCUCGAACGACAUCAUGGUGAACUCGCUGCGCGCGUCGGGCAAGUGCGCCGUGCUCGUCUCGGAGGAGCUCGAGGAGGCGGUGAUCAUCGAGGACCGGUACAAGGGCAAGUACUGUGUCGUGUUCGACCCGCUUGACGGCAGCAGCAACAUCGACGCCGGUGUGAACAUCGGCACCAUCUUCGGCAUCUACCAUAUCGCGCCGGGGUCGAAGGGGUCCAUUUCGGAUGUGCUACGGCCGGGCAGCCAGAUGGUCGCGGCCGGUUACACGAUGUACGGUUCGUCAGCGAACCUGGUCCUGAGCACAGGCCACGGCGUGAACGGCUACACGCUUGAUGCUUCUCUGGGCGAGUUUAUCCUCACGCAUCCCGACAUCAAGAUCCCGCCGCGGGGCAAGAUCUACUCGUUCAACGAGGGGAACGCGAUGUACUUCCACGAGCCGGUCGUCGAGUAUCUGAAGAGCAUCAAGUACCCUGCGAGCGGCAAGUCGCCGUACAGCGCGCGCUACAUCGGCUCGAUGGUCGCGGACGUGCACCGCACGCUGCUCUACGGCGGCAUCUUCGGCUACCCGAACGACAAGAAGAGCAAGAACGGCAAGCUGCGGCUGCUCUACGAGGCGUUCCCGAUGGCGUUCCUCACCGAGCAGGCGGGCGGCGUCGCGACGACGGGCACGAAGCGCAUCCUCGACAUCCUCCCUACGUCCAUCCAUGAGCGCUGCCCGGUCUUCCUCGGUAGCAAGGAGGACGUGCAGGACUUGAUGAAGUUCUAUGAGGCACCUGCGGAAGCGAAGGCGUAGGUGCGGUAUGAAAUUGAGAGCCGAUGUAAUAUCCUGUAUAUUGUAUGCGAAUCUACCCAUGCUGUGGCAGUACCUUAGUGUGCAAGAGAGAUGUGAAAUGCAAGGAGACAAGUGUCUUGGGCAACGGGCAUAUGUGAGAGAGUGGGAGGCGGGAGAUGU